This is a messenger RNA of Plasmodium vivax (malaria parasite P. vivax), 5871 nucleotides long. RefSeq lists its product as hypothetical. The transcript is spliced from 19 exons. The record is from RefSeq and is a predicted model, not a curated record. Bases 1 to 5871 code for a protein of 1956 amino acids. Lineage: Eukaryota; Apicomplexa; Aconoidasida; Haemosporida; Plasmodiidae.
AUGGAAAAAAGCCACGGGCUGCACAUGCUGCAGAGGCUGCACGGGCUGGAGCUCCCCCCGUCAAUCGAAUUUGACAACUACGAGGGGGGGCUCAAAAUGACGAAGCGGCUGAGCAUAAAGAACACCACGAAAAAGCUGAUACGGUUUAGGUUCCUCUUCCAAAGCAGCGCAUAUUUUACGUACCCUCUGCAGGAGGUGGAAAGCAUCAGUGCGGGGCUAAACAAAAGCUACCCCAUAACGUUCUUCAACCCUGUAAAUGACUUCCAAACUGUGAGUGAGACGCUAAGCAUAGUGAUCGAAGACAAGCAGAGGGACAAGAGAGUAGAGGUGCAUCUGAGAGCCACUCCCCUCAAAUGCGACGUCAUCAUACCCUCAGUUUUGCACUUCAAAGAUAAGGUAAUCAAACAGAAGGGGAAAGAAGAACUAGUUGUAAAAAACCAAGGUGCAUUAAACGCAGUGAUCAAAUUGACACAUAAAUACACCUCGAAGGAGAAAAAAGGAAAAAUCAAAUUGGAGCCUUCCCAGUUUGUUUUAAAGGCUAACCAAAAGCAGCAUGUACAGAUUAUUCUCUAUUCAGAUUUGCCUCAAAAAUUUCAAGAGUGCUUAUCUUGCUCCAUCAUUGAGGUGCCAAAGGAUCUAGAAGGAAAAAUAUUUCCCCAAGGUCCUAAGGUGACAAAUGCAAAUCAGAACAACAUGAGUGAAGAGAAGGGGGUGGCAGACAUCAUCCAAAUGAUCAACCAGGAAGAUGUGCAAGUGCGUUUGAUAAAGAAAAGGGUAGAGCUAAACUGGGUUGCCGUGUUGCCCCAACUUAUCAUUCUUUCUGACCAGGACAGGCAGAUCUCCCAUCAAGGCGUGGUCAACUUUGGAGAAGUGCCCCUGGGGCAGCGACUCACCAGGUCGAUCUAUUUGCAAAACGUUACCAGCGCCCCGAUAACGGUGAAGGUGGAGAGUAAGAAGUGCGCGGGGAGGGAGAAGUGCGCAGGGAGGGAGAAGUGCCACGUCUUCCACCUGCCAAAGGAAGAACUCACAAUAAAGGAGGGCGCCAAAGAGGAAAUCAUCCUGCACAUCAACGGGCAGAACCAAGUUAACCAGUACGCAGAGACGAUACAGUUCAAAGCGUGCAUAGAUUACCGCAUCGAGCUAUUCCUCAUCUGUGAAAUUAAAAAUGUGAAGUUGCACUUCACCAAGGUGCUCUACCUUUUGGAGAAUCUCAAAUUGGGAGACAGCGUCACGGAAAAAAUUACCAUCAGAAAUGACGACGACACGGAUGUCCACGUAGAAAUUGUAAAUCUCGGAUACCUAUUCAGCACUAAGUGCACCAAUUUUGUGGUGAAAAAAAAUUCAUACCAAUUUGUCAAUUUUACUUUCCAUUGUAUUUACCCCAUCAAUGUGUUCAAGAGAUUAUAUUUCUUGGUUCAUUUGAAUAAGCAAAUUUUUUACGUUGAUAUCAUUUGCAACUAUUCUGUUGGCUACAAAAUGUGCCCUCUUUCGAUGCACCACGUGUUUAGAACUAAGCACUUGAUUCAUGAUAAGCAGACCCUGUAUAGCUCUUACUAUGAUGAGAAGGACUACAUUGACAUCUGGGACUUCCCCCUCGAGUUCGGCUCCUACGAGGACUCCCCCGGCGAGAUGAUAAAUGAGAUAGUGCAGGCGGACGACGGGUGGGGUUUCGAGGCGCUGGAAAUCCUAGAAGCGGAAGAAAAAGACAUCAUGAUCAUAAACAAGACGCCCGUGGAGUACACCUGCGUGUGGUCCAACGCGGUGGACCAGCGGAGAGGCCAACUCAGCCUCUUCCAGAUCCUCCCCGCGGAGGCCCAGCUGCCCCCCUUCGGCUGCCAGACGUUUAGAGUAAAAAAUGCAAGGGCGCUCAAGGAGAAAUACACGAGGGAAGUAUACGAAUGCAUUGUGUUCCCCUCCAACAACAGGGACUAUAGGAAGUGCAACAGCAAAACGUUGCUGCCCCCCCGGUUCCUAUACGUGACUCUGUUUCAGUUCAAAAUAAAGUACCUGUGUGAGACCGAGAAUGUCCUGGACAGCCUGUGCGUCUACCCCAAACAGAUUUCCUUUUUGAACAUUAUCGAAGAGGAAAGCACCUACGCCGUUGUGAGGUUUGGGAAUUCUUCGGACGCCGCACAGCUGGUUGACUUCACUCCAUUCAAGGGCGACGUGGAGUCGAUCAGAGUCGCCCCGCUAGUGAACUACGUACCCAGAAAGGGCUCCCUAAACGUCCUUAUCUGUUACUCCCCCAAGAAGGCGCAGCUAACGGAAGACGAAAUUAAACUGCCCUAUUUAGUAAAUGGCAUUGAGAAGAAGCACAUCUCCGUUUUCGUCUCGCAUGAGAUAAACGGCGUCCUGUUCAAUGGGGGGGACCCCAACAUAAACCUGCCGUGCGUAAGCACCGACACGGAGAGCUCCAAAAGAGUGGCCAUUGAAAACAUGACGGAGAGAAACGUCCUCUGCAUGCUCGUUAAGGAAGACGCCGCCUCAAUUCUGGACAUCCACAUAGAGGGGAAUACUCCCCCGUUGGGAGCCCCAAAUGGAGAGGAACAAACAGCAAACAAGAACGACAAAGUGGAAGAAUUAAACCUAUGGCAAGUGCAGAACGCGGAGGAAGAACCAAACGAAGGAACUAGCUCACUUACAAAUGAAGACAAAAAAUACACCUUUUAUUUCUUCUGCUUAUUGCCCUUUGAAAAAAGGAGCCUCUACAUCUGCGCCCAUUCCGAUUCUACGUUAACGAAAACGGUGCCGCUGCUCCUCUCCCAUAUGCUGUACAUAAAUGAGGCAGACAUGAGGAGCAAGUUUGCGUCUUUAAAGAAGAACAUGAAGGACCACAUCAAACGGUGUAGGCGGUUCCUUGUGCACGUGAAUAUAAUCAAGUGCGCCCUGGCGCUGCACCCCAAGGUGGUUGAGAGCGAGCCGAUCGUGGUGGGCUCCAAGUUUAACGCGAAGAUAAAGAUUCACAACGAACACCCCGUUAAAGUAAAUUUUAAGACAAAGACGGAAAUUGUCCAAAUAGGCAGCAGGAAAAUAUUUGAUGAAGACGAAAUUAAAGAGGCAGACAGAAAUGUUGUGAUGGAAAAGAGCGAAGACGUGAUUAACUCCUUUUCGGGCAAAUAUGCCUACGUCUCCUUUAAGACCAGCCAGCAGGGCCGUUUCGUCUACCGCUUUUGCGUCAUCGUGGGAGGUAAAGGGGGAAAAAAUGGGGAGGGGCAUAAAGGGAGAAAUGUCGCAAAGGAGAAGAACCACGUCGACAUUGUGCUCAACGUGGUGAUGCCCUAUUUCCAAAUUAUCGACGUAAACGAUUUUAAAACUCCACAGUCUAUAUACUGGAAUAUGACUUCCGCGGAUCGGAUAAAUUCGUACGUCCUCUUCCCUGAGCAAUUGCUACUGCGUAGAUGUUUGCCCCUCACUGUGUGCAUGCAACUGCACUUUAAACGGCAGUUGGGAUUGAUUUUUUUUUUUUUUUUUUUUUUUUUUUUUUUUUUUUUUCUUUCUCCCCCUCUCUGUAGCUACCUAAAGGAAGACAUCUCAACGAUAGACGCAGAAUACAAGAAGAGCCAAGGGAUGGAGAACAUGAAAAAGCUGUUCAACCAGUUUGACUACAUCCCAUUUAACAUUGGAAAUAAUACGCUCAACGAGGUGACAAGAGUACACUUGGUUUUAUUUAACCCACUCAAUGUGCCCCUGAGGGUUCAUAUAAGCAGCAUAAAGUCGUACGUCCUUCCGGUCUUACCCCCCUACGUUAAAAAUGAGGAGGACAAGCUGGCCCACCUGCUCUACGUAGACAACACCUUCCGCAACUUCAUGAGGUGCCUGGACUGCUGCGAAAUCACCCCCACCGAAUUGGAAAUAAAAGAAAAGGGCACAAAAACGGUCACCCUGUUUUAUAAGCACAAAUACGUUGGGCUGCACAAUAUGCCCCUGAUAAUUGGCGUGGAAAAUGGAAAGGUGCUUCCCCUCAAUUUGAGUUCGCUGACGUUUCCCCCUCAAGUGCCCCCUAUAUAUUUGAUGAACGUGAAGGUACCGGAAGAGGGGCACACGCACAGCUGCCUUGUGGACCUGAACGAACACGUCUUGGGGCUGAAGAACGAGUGCAUCAUAAACGUUGACCUCCUGAACGACAGCGAAUUGGACAUCCACUACGCCGUGGAGCGGUGCAGCCAUUUGGUGGUUUUAAAUCCCAAGGGGGUUAUCAAACGGCGCAAGUACAUUUCCCUCUUCAUUUUGGUUUCGAGGCUUUCCCCGGCUAUAAUUAGCGAAACGUUGAUACUCAGGCCGCACUUUCGGCACUUGAACAGGGACAUAGAGCUUGACAAAGUCGCCAUAGAACUCACGCUAAACAGCACAGCGGAUAACGUGUAUAGAGAUGCCCACAAAACGAUCAACGUUUUUAACAACAGAUGCAUUGGUGACCUCCCUGAACGAAGCAUCAAGACCUUCUGCUCCAACUUCCUCCCCGCCUACUCUUACAUAUACGCUCAGAACAAGCUCUUUUAUGUCUCGCCCAGCUCGAUCAACAUUCUCUAUGCCCCGACGAACUCCAUCGUCGAACGGAUUGUCAUAAUAAAAAAUUACUCAUCGUUUAGGAACCUGAAAUUUAAAAUACCCAAAAAAAAUACCCUCCCCGGAAACAUUCUAAAAAUAACCCCCAAUAAAGGUAGCCCGAAAUGGAUCUUUUUUACACCCAUGCCAACCAACUGCACUAUCUGCAUUCAUCCCAUUUGUGAUUACUUGCCGCACACAGGAAUCGUCAAACGGGAGGGGCAGACCAUCCUCAGGCUUACCUUCAUCCUGAGUGACAUCCUCUUAGACAUCGAGGGGAACAUUCAGAUAGAGCUCAAGUACGUGCAAGACCAAGUGCCUGCACAAGGUGAGAAUGAAGAGGACAGGUGCAGCAUUGGUGCUGCCUCGGAAACGAUGAUUGAGGAGGUCUACGAAGACACGCGGGAUAAUCAGGGGCGAACCGAAGCGGCUAACCCUUUACAGAUUUCCAAGGCGAAGAAGGCAACCAAAUUCGAUGACCUCACCUUCUCGCACGCCCAAAAAAUAUUUGAGAACAUCCAGCUGUUCAAAUAUGCCUACGACAACGUCAACAGCAGCAUGCUACAAAAGGCGGUGCGGCGCCUUUACGGAGUUAAAAGCGGGGAAGCCUCCAAAGGAGAAAGCCCCAAAGAGCCCACCACACAGGCGAUCAAAGACUUUCCCAAGUUUUACUUUUACAUUCACGUGAAGUUAUUCACUUGCAACUCUGACGAUGUGGCGACGGCAAAGAAUAAUUUUGAGAAUUUGGUCAGAACUAAUAUUUACCCCCAGCACUUGUACUUUAAAAGGUAUAUCAGUCUGCCCAUUCCUCUGGAGGACAAAUCGAAAAGCUUCUUUAAAAGACACUACUUCGAUUUCGACAAGCUGGAAAGGCCGAUGGGGAAGCAGAGGGAUCGCGAUGGGCAGGGGGAACGGACCCUCUCUCGGGAGGAAAUUGCGCGUCAUAAGAGGGACAUCUACGCGUGCAUGUUCACCGAAAUGUUCAAGUGCAUAAUCGAGAAAGACAUCAGGAGGCACCUUGACAUCCUCUCCGAAAUCAACGCAUGCUCCAUCCAGACGAUCGAGAGCAUUCUGCGCGAGGAUAUAAUUGACGUCAUGCCAAGAACGACCAGAACCGACUGCAACUCCCAAACGAAGAGCGACUACUCAUUUUUGAAGCCAGCCAUUUUAUCUCACUUCUUUUCGCAUAUGUUUUCGGACAUCAUUGGCAGCCUUAUGGGCGAUGCGAGUUUGUUCGCCAAAAAUCCGAACUCAUCCGCGUCGUGGCCAGUGCCCUCCGAAGAAUCCCUGCCCGUGUUUAUAUACUCCUCUCUACUCCUGUUGUAA